Ictalurus furcatus (blue catfish) is the source of this 2013-nucleotide messenger RNA. RefSeq names its product BarH-like homeobox 2 (gene barhl2). The record is from RefSeq and is a predicted model, not a curated record. Gene Ontology annotation, molecular function: RNA polymerase II transcription regulatory region sequence-specific DNA binding; DNA-binding transcription factor activity, RNA polymerase II-specific. The transcript is spliced from 3 exons. Gene Ontology annotation, cellular component: nucleus. Gene Ontology annotation, biological process: regulation of transcription by RNA polymerase II. The coding region runs from base 935 to 2008 and encodes 357 amino acids. NCBI's taxonomy places the organism in Eukaryota, Metazoa, Chordata, Actinopteri, Siluriformes, Ictaluridae.
GUAUUACAGUGCACACAAUCUUUCAAAACUGUCCGCUGUCACUCGUUAAAGUGUUUUAAGGCUUUGGAAACUGUAGCUAUGUUGUUUGGUGGAGCAUUUUGGAUUUCUCAGGCUCCAAAUUGUAACGAUCAAGUAAAAUCUCUCUGAUUGGUUAGAGGCAGGUGCUGCUCACGAUGAGACCAAUCAGAGGAGAGAAGGGGGAGCGCAAGGAGUGUGUCUGUGUUAUAAUGUGUUAUAAUAAAGAAGAAGAAGAAGAAAAAAAAAUCGCUGGCUCCCCCCUCCUGACGUCAAAGUAGGAAAUCAUUGUAGAACAUCAACUGGGGAGGAUUUCUACCCAAAAAAAAGAGGGAGAGUUGAUGUCGAGGAGUUAGAAAGCUCAGAAAGCGCAACUUUUUCGAGAGAGAAAGAGAACGAGAUAUAGAGAGACAGAUCGAGAGAGAGAGAGAGGGAGGGAGAGAGAGAGAGAGAGAAGAGAGAGAAAGAGAAAUAAAGUUCAGGCACCAGUGCAAAAGGACGUGGAGCUACACAAGACCCAGCUGCUUUUUACAGAUUUCAUACAGAAAGCAAGCGCAUCCUGGGAGACUUCAUGUGCAUCACAAGCUUCUAUACAUCUUAACAAACUUACAAGGAUUUUUGUUUUCCGGUUUGUGUUUCUGCCUUUAGGUGUGUGCUGCGUUAAGCACAAAAAACAAAACACUUUAGUGCAUUUAAUUGGCGAGGAUUAAUAAAUAGGUUGCGCACUUUUUUUUGUUUUGUUUCUGAAGCAUCAAUUCGCGUUUAAUUCCAUCUAAAUUGCAUACGGCAUAAGUCUUCUGAUUCUUCUUCCUUUUUUAAUGAAUUGAUGGGGAAGAAACUCCCUGUUAUGCAGACUCCUUAAAUCAACCUCGACUUUUAUGUUUUUUUUUUUCUUUCUUUUUUUAAAUGUUUUAAUGUCAUGGAAGGAUCCAGCGCGUCCAGUUUUGGAAUAGACACCAUUUUAUCUUCCGCCGGUUCCUGCAGCUCGGCGCUCGCGAUGAUGGACGGAGACUUCCGGGCGGCGGAUUUCCGGAGCCGCGCGACACCUUCGCCCUGCUCGGAUGUAGACGCGGGCGCGAGGAGCCCUUCGUCCCCGAUCUCCGUCACUGCAGAGCCUCCUGAACCGCAUCCGGUGCAAGACGGCCUUCAUCAUCAUCUCCAUCAUCACCAUUAUCAUCCGGCGGCCCAAAAUCCGGCCGCGUGCGCUCCGCGGACCGCCACCUCCUCUUUUUUGAUCAAGGACAUUCUGGGCGACGGGAAGCCGCUGGCAGCGUGUGCGCCCUACAGCGCGAGCCUCGCACCCUCCCCGCAGCACCAGCGUCAGCAUCAUCACACUCCGAAAGCAGAGAGCGCGGACUGUCUCACCCCAAAAGCGGAGCACGACGAGCACGGAGGCAAGGCAGAAAAAAGAGAGGACAUUCACAACGACACCAAAUGCAACGGAACAAAAGAAGAGGGUGAUCGGGAAAUCUCGAGCUCCAGAGACAGCCCGCCUGUACGCGCUAAAAAGCCGCGGAAAGCGCGAACAGCCUUUUCGGACCAUCAGCUGAACCAACUGGAGCGCAGCUUCGAGCGCCAGAAGUACCUGAGUGUGCAGGACCGCAUGGACCUGGCAGCAGCGCUCAACCUCACCGACACACAGGUCAAGACCUGGUACCAGAACCGACGGACGAAGUGGAAGCGGCAGACGGCGGUGGGUUUGGAGCUGUUGGCGGAAGCGGGCAGUUACUCGGCGCUGCAGCGGAUGUUUCCGUCACCGUAUUUCUACCCGCCGGGGCUCCUCGGCUCUGUGGACGGAACAGCAGCGGCGGCGGCGGCAGCAGCAGCGAUGUACAGCAGUGUUUAUCGGAACAGCGCACCGGCGCCACAUCCCGCAGCUACUCUGCACAGACCGCUCGUGCCGCGCGUGCUAAUUCACGGCCUGGGCGCGAGCGGGCAACCGGCGCUCAACCCGCUGGGGAACCCUGUUCCUGGCACGCCGCAUCCUCGGUAAAAAAA